UGUAAAAUGACAUUGAGAGCAUCCCGUUGAAAGUGAACAUAUUCAUUCAAUGUAGGUAAAAAGUAGCACUGGGAAAUUGCAACUUUCGUUAAGGAUCAUGUCUGAAAAACAGAAAAAUGCAUUAAAUAAUUCUAGCAAAAAUGGAGUUUCGAUUCCAUUAACUCCUCCAGAAAAUGAGGAGAUUCCGUUUGCUGAUGAUGACGUUAGUAAUGAGGAAAUAGUCAAAGGCGUUGUGGGAGAAUGGAUGCCUGCACCUACAUCACCUAUUGAUUGUCCUCCUGGAUUGGAAUAUCUGUGUACACUCGAUAAACUUUUCGUAGAACAGGAAGUUCAACUUUUAGAAGCCUUGACUGGAUUCGAAACGGCAAAUAAAUACUCAAUAAAGAAUGAAUUAGGACAAAUUGUUUAUUAUGCUGUUGAAGAGACGGAUUGUUUGACUCGAAAUUUAUGUGGACCAAUUCGUCCAUUCGAAAUGAAACUUUUAAAUAGUUCUGCCAAUGAAAUUAUAUCUCUUAGUCGUCCAUUACGUUGCAUGACUUGUUGGUGCCCAUGUUUUCUUCAAGAAUUGGAAGUUAUGGCUCCACCAGGAACAAAAAUUGGCUUAAUAAAACAAGAUUGGAGCAUAAUGAGGACAAAGUUUUCCAUACAAAAUCAUGAAGGAGAGAAAAUAUUAAGUAUACUUGGUCCCUGUUGCAAUUGUAAAUGCUGUAAUUGUUGUUGCGAUGUAAAUUUUAAGGUAUAUGACGUAGAAGGAAAUAAUGUAGGUAAAAUAUCAAAAAAAUGGUCAAAUUUAGCCAAAGAAGCUUUUACAAAUGCUGACGUGUUUGGCAUUUCUUUUCCUAAAGAUCUCGAUGUUACUAUAAAAGCUGUUGUUUUGGGUGCUUGUUUCUUAAUCGAUUUUAUGUUUUUUGAACGAUCUCCAGAAGUAAAAGAAGUAGAAAAAUAAUUGAUCUCACGUUUUACAAUAAUGAAGAUAAUGCUCUCGUUUGUUCUACUCAAUAUUUUGCUUAGCUUUUUUUAAAAAAAAAAAAA
Molecule: messenger RNA, 1032 nt
Organism: Centruroides sculpturatus (bark scorpion)
Lineage: Eukaryota; Metazoa; Arthropoda; Arachnida; Scorpiones; Buthidae
Product: phospholipid scramblase 1-like
Exons: 8
Coding region: 98-946 (282 amino acids)
Biological process (GO): plasma membrane phospholipid scrambling
Cellular component (GO): plasma membrane
Molecular function (GO): phospholipid scramblase activity
Source: RefSeq, a predicted model, not a curated record